Molecule: messenger RNA, 1040 nt
Organism: Corylus avellana
Lineage: Eukaryota; Viridiplantae; Streptophyta; Magnoliopsida; Fagales; Betulaceae
Source: RefSeq, a predicted model, not a curated record
AUUCAGUCAUGGCAUGGCAUGUUGUGUAAAAUACGUUCCAAACAAUUUUUGUUUUUUUUUUCCUAAAGGUCUGUCAGUUUCCUCACUCGAUACUCUCCGCGGACAUUUGCGCUGGUUCCAUUGCCCCACUUGUAAUUUAAUUGAUCAUUGGGUUUUGGUAGUGGAAGGGUGACAAGGCAGCAAUCAUGGAUGUUGAUUCACAACCAACUAUGGAGGAGACUAUUCUGGUUGGUGACGAUCUGAUGAUGGGGCCACCAUCACCUCUCAUUCCACCAGAAAUUGCCUCUCAUGUGCUUGAAGGAGUUGAUUUAUGUGAUGGGAUUCUGAGGAAUCUAUUUUUGUGCUUGCAAAUCAAUGACAUUGAGCCUUUCUGUCAAGAUGAGAUUGCUUUGUAUCGACAAUGCACUGAAAGAAGGGAUAAGAAAAUAAGACAACGACUUCAAGAUAGUGAGCGCAAAUUGGGUUUAUCAAUGCCUUUAGAUGAAGCAAGGGAGAGAGCUGCUCAACUUGAAUCAGAAGUUACAUCACUAGAUAGGCGCUUGAUUCUUGCUAGUGGACUCGAAGGCAUGGAAGGAUUUCGCCAGAGAUGGAGCUUGCAUGGUCGCCUUACAGAUACCAACUGUACUGGAUUAAGUGCAGGAGAAGGUUGGAGUCCUUGAAACAGGGAAUGGAGAAUAGAAAAAAGGAUGAGCCUGUUGGAGGUUCGACUGCCAAAAGAUGGUCUUUUUGGUGAAGUGUUCAAGAGGCUUUUCUUCGGUAUGAUUAUUGGACAUGCUCAGCACAGCCUGGAACAGAAACAUACACCAAGCUCUUAGUAAGCUGACUGUGUUCAGAGUUGGAGUUUAUUAUGUCAUAAUUAGCCAUCUAGGACAUUCGAGUUGGACGUGUUUUGGUGCUAAAUAAUGCAUGAAUAUCAUGAAGUUCUGUUUUAUUACUGCAAGUCUGUGAAAGGGUAUUGCCUUCAAAAAGCAACAGGUAUAUAUGAAUAGCCAGUGUAAAUUAGCAUAUCUUUAUGAAGAAAAUGGAGAUUUCCUUUGUUU